This is a messenger RNA of Lodderomyces pseudojiufengensis, 1086 nucleotides long. Its product is annotated as zinc-binding alcohol dehydrogenase family protein. The record is from RefSeq and is a predicted model, not a curated record. Gene Ontology annotation, molecular function: oxidoreductase activity, acting on NAD(P)H. Lineage: Eukaryota; Fungi; Ascomycota; Pichiomycetes; Serinales; Debaryomycetaceae. The coding region runs from base 1 to 1086 and encodes 361 amino acids. The transcript has a single exon.
AUGUCAUUAAUGAAAGCUGCAGUUAUUAGUGGUGAAUCAGAUCCAUUAAGUGUAAUAGCAGAAAUUCCAAUUCCAAAAAUAAAUGAUGAUGAAAUAUUAAUAAAAGCUAAAGCGUUUGCAAUAAAUCCAACUGAUUGGAAACAUAUUGAUUAUAAAAUUGGUCAAAAGGGAGAUAUAUUAGGUAGUGAUGUAAGUGGAAUAGUUGAACAAGUUGGUUCAAAUAUUAAAAAUUUUAAAAAGGGAGAUUUUGUAAGUUCUUUUAUAUGUGGAAAUGUUUCAAAAACAAAUGGUGCAUUUGCUGAAUAUGUUGCUGCAUCUCCUAAUGCCACUAUAAAAUAUAAUCAUUUAACUAAUGAUUCAAAAGAGAGCAAAUCUGGUCCAAUAAAUACAUUUGAUGGAGCAGCAAGUGUAACCUUGGGAUUAGUAACUGUUGGAAUAACAUAUAGUUACUAUUUUGAUCUUGGUAAAAAUAAAAAAGAUGGAGAUUUUAUAUUAAUUUGGGGAGGUUCUACUGCAACUGGAAUAUUAGCUAUUCAAUUAGCUAAAUUAAUAUAUAAUUUAAAAAUAAUUACAACUGCAUCACCAAAAAAUCAUGAAUUUUUAAAGAACUUAGGAGCUGAUUAUACAUUCGAUUAUAAUGAUCCAGAAGUUGUUAAUAAGAUCAGAGAAACUUCUCAAAAUAAAUUACAUUUUGCUUUUGAUACAAUUGCACAACAAGAUACUUUUCAAAAAGUUUAUGAUUCAACAUCAACAACAACUGGUGAUAUACAUAUUGAUUCAUUACUUUUAUUAGAUGAUAAAUCAAUUAAAUUAGAUUCAUCAAGAAAUAAUUCAAAUAUACAUUGGGGUAAAACAUUAGCUUAUUUAGCAAUUGAUAAAUUUAAAAUAAUGGGUGAUAAAAUUGAAAGACCAGGUGAUUUAUUGGAUUAUUAUUUACCUUGGUGGAACGAUGUAUUACCUAAAUAUUUAAAAGAUUUAAAACAUGGAAACUUAAAAAUUUUAAAAAAUGGUUUAGGUAGUGUUGAUGAAGGCUUAAAAUUAUCCAAAAAAGGAGUUUCAAAUGAAAAAAUUGUUUUUAGUAUAUAA